Salvia miltiorrhiza (redroot sage) is the source of this 1270-nucleotide messenger RNA. RefSeq lists its product as uncharacterized. The record is from RefSeq and is a predicted model, not a curated record. The transcript is spliced from 3 exons. Bases 602 to 1063 code for a protein of 153 amino acids. NCBI's taxonomy places the organism in Eukaryota, Viridiplantae, Streptophyta, Magnoliopsida, Lamiales, Lamiaceae.
GAAACAAAGCUUGGGUUCUAUAUAAUACACAAUCACAGGCGACGAUUGGCAUUCAUCAUCAAUCCUCUGCUCAUAUUUGUAUGAGAAAAUCGCAGGUGCUUGAAGAAACGCAGAACUCUGGCCAAAAAUGGCACAACAAGAGAGCAAUGAGGCAAGCCGUACCUGUGGAAACAAAGCAGACAAGACUCGUCGCAGUUGGAGCUUGAAAGAGGAGGAGACUCUCAUUAGCUCGCUCAAGGAGUUGGUCGCUAAUGGCUGGAAGUCUGAUAAUGGCUUCAGGGGGGGUUAUCUGAACAAGCUAGAGGAAUCGAUGAGGAGAGCUUUCCUGGGAACGGACUUGAAAGGCAAUCCACACAUCAAUUCUAAGAUAUGCGCCUGGAAGAAAAACUACAACAGUCUUUCAUUGAUGAUGGGUAUCAGCGGGGCUGGGUUCAAUGUGCAUGGGAAUCACAUGGUGGAUCUUACCAACGAACAAUAUGAGCUAGUCUUGAAGAAAGACCAGAAUGCGAAGGGAAUGAGGUACAAAUCAUGGCCUCUGUUUGAGGCAUGAAAGGAGGUGUUCGGUAAAGAUCGCGCAACGGGGGAUAACGCCGAGGAUCUGAUGGAUGCUGUUACGAACAUGUAUCGCUGCGAUAUCGAACCUCUGAAUAUGCAUGAUGAGGAGUAUCAUGUUAACCUUGAGGACAUCACGGAAAAUGAUGUUUCCGAGGAGAGUGCUAGCCAAUGCAAGAGGAGUGGAGGGACAUCAACCAAGGGCACGAAGAAACGUAAGCAUAUGGAUGAGUCAAGGGGCGUGUAUGAAUUCCUAGGCGAGAUCAGUAGGACCACUAAUCAGAGGCUGGUGGAAUUGAAUCAACGUGUCGGAUACGAAUUUGAUAUUGGGGAGGCAAGAAAGAUAGUGUUUGAUCAAGUCAGUCUCAUCCCAGGUCUAUCUCUUGACGAGAUAUUCGACAUUACCGAGCUCAUUGCUUACAAGGUUGAGCGCUUGGAGAUAUUCAUUGGCUUGUCUCCUGAAGCUCGCAUAGCAUACGCGCUGCGCAUCUUGCAAGGGAAGAGCAAGUGAGCGCUGCGCCAAGUACCCCUGUUUUUGUGCUAUUCUAUUUUGUAUAUAAGGGCGAUGGGUGAUGUCUUUAUCAUGUCGUCUAGGUGAUGCAUAUAUAUAAUGUUAGUAGGCUAGUAGCUAGUAUGUUGGUGAUUGUCCAUAUAUCUUUUUGGUGUGUAGAAUCUAGUAGCACAAACUUUUGUUUGUUCCUUCUAGUUGUAAGCUGAA